This is a messenger RNA of Fusarium falciforme, 465 nucleotides long. RefSeq lists its product as hypothetical. NCBI's taxonomy places the organism in Eukaryota, Fungi, Ascomycota, Sordariomycetes, Hypocreales, Nectriaceae. The coding region runs from base 1 to 465 and encodes 154 amino acids. The transcript has 2 exons. Gene Ontology annotation, biological process: carbohydrate metabolic process. The record is from RefSeq and is a predicted model, not a curated record. Gene Ontology annotation, molecular function: hydrolase activity, hydrolyzing O-glycosyl compounds.
AUGUUCCCUGGUCUGCCCAUCUACGCCUCCAAAGACUUGGUGACGUGGACCCAUAUCGGAAACGCAAUCAAUCGCGCUGGUCAGCUGAGUCUACAGCAAUCGUAUACUAAGGUUUACGGACCCGAUAGCGCUGAAGAGUUCAUGUCGGCCCAGGGCGGCCUUUACGCUCCCUCGAUCCGAUAUCACAAGGGCAUAUUCUACAUAGUCUUUACCAGCGUCAUCCACAAAAUAGAACUUCCAUCCCUAGAAAACGAGUUUCAGAACUUUAUCCUCACAACCGAUGAUAUCUGGGCGAACGAAUGGAGUGAUCCCAUCUUUUACGACUUCUUCAGAAUCGAUACGAGUCUCUUCUGGGACGACGACGACCGAGUAUACCUGAUCGGUUCUGCAGCUCAUGCUUCAGAGACCAAGAUUCGACAAUUUGAGAUUGAUCUCAAGACGGGCAAGAAGCUACCGGAAGAGUAG